GGUUCAGUUUUCUCAGUCUACAUAUUUAUACCAUUUAACAAUAGUCACGUGGUAAAUGAAUAAUAAUUUUUAAAAUCCAGCUUAACACAGACUCACAAAAAAUCAAGACCGUCUUAUAGAAGUAGAUGUAGAGCGCGCAGAUACUCGUUUCAAAAAAAGAAGUGUAACUGGCUGCCUAUCUUGACUUUAAACAAAAGCCCAAAAUAAUGCCCAGGCUAAAAAUAAAAUCAAUGAAAAAACCGUCUAAUUUCACUUCACUCCAAAAGUCCUAAGAUGCAACAUGGAGAAAAAAUGGUUGUGGUACGAUUGGAUAAACCCAAUUCCAGACACUCUUCCAUGGGUACAAGGUUAGAAGCCCUUGAAGUAUUACUAAAUGCAGAUAGCGCACCGAUCGAUGCGGAGGACGGUCCUGGAGGAACUGCUCUCUUCAAUGCUUUCAAGGACCAUAAUGAGCCUGCAGCGAUAAAGUUAAUACAGAAGGGUGCAAAUAUUAACCUGACCGACCGUAAUGGAGACACACCUUUACUUCAUGCAGUUUCGUAUAACUGCUUGCAAGCUUGUCAGCUUUUGCUCGAAAUGGGUGUUGAUCCAAACGUUGCUAAUUAUAGGGGGAGGACUCCUUUAAUAAAGGCUUGUGGCAGCGAGUGUAUAGAGAGGCUUUGCAUGCUUUUGUGUUAUGGUGCUGAUGCAACUCUAGCCACAACAACGCCACGCUGUGCAUCGUUGAGUUUCGCAUCGUUGGAAGUACAAGAAAUUUUGUUAGACUAUAUCUUUGAUGACUACAAAGCUCCUGUACGUCUUCCGAUUUUGAUAGAAGCUGUAGUUUUUGAUGAUCCUUGUGUCGACAUCUUAUUUGAAAAGGUUUCAGAAGUUUUGUAUACGGACCGAGAGCUUAGAGAAUUACUCCCUUAUAUUCUUCCCAUGAACCCUCACUACUUGAAAUUGUUUAUGGAACUAUUUGAAGAUGCUUUAAGGGAUAUAAUUUUGGGUCGCGAUUUACUUGUUGCAUUUCGUUCGUGUUUGGAAGAUUCAAUUACUUCGGCGCAGGAAACUUCUCGAGCAAUUGAGAAUAUGAAUUUUCUGGUUACACAAAUUUAGAAUCGGCAGUUUUUUUCAAAUGUUGGGUACCUUGAACGACAGUCAGAUGCAAAAAGUAAUGAGCAUAAUAUCACAGCUCUUGACGCAAGGUGUCCGGAUUGACCAUUUUGAUGCGGGGAUUGUCUAUAUGAAGUUUGGUUUUUGUUCAUUGUUUAAACAGAUGAUCCUAAUGGACAUUAGGCAGACAUCUGUGCCUCCAAGGCGCAAACUCCUGAUGUCGCAGCUUAUAUAUGAUGUUCAAUUAACGAUAGAAAAAUUUUUUUUGAACAGCGACCAAUACGUUUCUGAUUCUUUGGAUAUUGUGCUGGAACACUUCUGCCAUCAUCGACUGAACGAAUUUCUUUUGCGUAUGAACGAUAAGUUCAAAAGGAAGGCGAAAGAAUUACCUGAAGUGCCUCUGUUGAUUGAGUUAGCCAGAAAUCAAGCCCGAAAGCACCUGGUGGACUUUUAUAAUAUCAAAAAUUAUGGACAGUUGAAGUUCGUUUUGGAAAUGUUGCAACUACCUGAAAUGCUGAACAAACUUCUCACAUACGAAAAGAAUGUCAUGUUGUGGAGAUUUUUUUCUAAUAAACUUUUAUAGUAUUAAAAAUUACAGACAGUUGAAGUACGUUUUGGAAAUGUUGCCGAUACCUGAAAACUCAAGAAAAUUGUCAGGUACUAAAAUUAACUUUAUUUUCAAAGCUAAUUCCAAUUAGGUUAAAUAUGAAAACUACGUACCUACUUAAUAAAAACGCUUCAUAGAUAUUUACUCUAAUCGUCUAACUUUGACCAUAUUUACACAAAAAAAUUAACACGAUCCUCACGUGAACUUUAACCGGUGCGGAAAAAUAAAUCACGCACGACAACAUCCGUUUAACCUAUCACAAUGAAACGAAAAAGAAUUCAACUACAAACACGCGUUAUCAAUAUCUCCUUUUAUCUAACCCAAAUAGUGAAUAAAACUAGUUUUACUACAGUACCCGAACAGACUCCG
Messenger RNA from Zophobas morio, 2071 nucleotides. RefSeq lists its product as uncharacterized. NCBI's taxonomy places the organism in Eukaryota, Metazoa, Arthropoda, Insecta, Coleoptera, Tenebrionidae. The record is from RefSeq and is a predicted model, not a curated record. Bases 274 to 1098 code for a protein of 274 amino acids. Gene Ontology annotation, molecular function: protein binding. The transcript is spliced from 2 exons.